Molecule: messenger RNA, 1507 nt
Organism: Pseudo-nitzschia multistriata
Lineage: Eukaryota; Bacillariophyta; Bacillariophyceae; Bacillariales; Bacillariaceae
Source: the annotation of a GenBank genome assembly
GAUAACAAAAGAAAGUACCCUACUUCUACCACGGCCAUGGCAUCCUCAGACACAGAGACAAACCAUACCCACGAAAUGCACCCCGGGUCCGAACCGCAAUCCUGCAGCGGCAGCAGUGGGCUGAACAUCAACGACUUUAUCAAGACCCACUACGGAGCCAUCAGCGGAAUGUCGAGCAACGGAGAAACAGCGCAGGAAGAUACUGUUACUCUGUCGCUGCUGGCUGCCAAUGCCAAGGACCAUGCCAGGGCCCUUGGCGUAGCCUGCAGCGAAACGGCCUCCCUCAACAGCGGGUACUUCAGCGAGAACGACAGCAAUAGCGGGGAUCGGAACAAACAGCAGUGGACCCUGCGAAGGCUGGCCCUCGAGCUUUCUCUGUGGCUCAACGUGUUCAUCACGCUCACGAAAGCCGUGGCCUAUUUCCAGACCUUGUCCCUAUCCGUUCUGGCUGCCCUGCUAGACUCUGUCCUGGACGUCGUCUCGCAGAUGGUGCUCAACUACACCGAGAAGCACUCGAGUUUGCAGCGGUCCUCGGCCCUCUAUCCUGCCGGAGCCUCCCGUUUGGAACCCAUCGGGGUGCUGACCUGCGCCUCGCUCAUGGGGAUGGCCUCCUUUGAGGUUUUGAAAGAAUCCUUUGAAACCCUCUACACCAAGGAUUCCUCCCUGCAGGAUCUGGAUUGGACCGAGGGGGUCCGCUCGGCGGCCAGCAUGGGGGCCAUCGUCGUUUUAAAGCUCCUUCUUUUGUGGCUCUGCAACUACUCCUCCCGUACGUCGUGCCGAAACCGACAGGGAGGGGGUGCCGCUACCUCAAAGAGCCUGCGAUACUCUGACCCGACCCUGGAGGCGGUAGCCCAGGAUCACUGGAACGACGCGCUGAGCAACGGUGUGUCGGCGGUCUGCCUGCUGCUGGCCCUGUACACGAGCGAUCUGUGGUGGUGCGACGGCGUCGGAGCCAUUCUGAUCUCCUUCUAUAUCAUCUACAGCUGGUACGAGACCGGAAAGGAACAGAUCGAGCACCUGACGGGGAAAUCCGCUCCGGACGACUUUUUGGAAGAGCUCACGACGCUGGCCCAGCAUUUUGAUGACCGGUUGCUCGUCGAUACCUGCCGGGCCUAUCACUUUGGACCGAAGUUCUUGGUCGAGCUCGAGGUCGUCAUGCCGAUGGAUACGCCUCUCAAGGAAAGCCACGACCUGGGCAUGGAACUUCAGUACGAGAUCGAGGCCCGGGGAGAGGUUGAGCGCUGCUUUGUCCACAUCGAUUACGAAUCGCGAGAGUACGACGAGCACGUCGUGUCGAAGGUACCCGAGCUCAGGGAACACCUGCUGCGGCACCGGUCCUCGCGGAACAACGCCAGGGGCACGGCCCUCCAGACCUCGGCCUCGAGCGUGUGAAUUUGGAAUUUGGUGCAAACACGGAAGGACGACAGAAAAGGACAGAACAAACAAAUUCCAUUCCAAAGGGGAAUGCCAAAGAAAAUAACAAUCACAAUAAUAAUAAUGCGAACAC